This is a messenger RNA of Parasteatoda tepidariorum (common house spider), 2083 nucleotides long. It is a transcript of the gene Ate1, whose product is annotated as arginyltransferase 1. The record is from RefSeq and is a predicted model, not a curated record. Lineage: Eukaryota; Metazoa; Arthropoda; Arachnida; Araneae; Theridiidae. Gene Ontology annotation, cellular component: cytoplasm. Gene Ontology annotation, biological process: protein arginylation. Gene Ontology annotation, molecular function: arginyl-tRNA--protein transferase activity.
CACUCUCACUUAAUGUUUUUGUUUUGGUUGUUGAGUUGAGAUCAAUUGAUUGAAAAACAAAGCCCUUGUUUAAUAAAUGUUUCGUGGCGAUAUUAUGAUAAUAAAUAUAAAUUUAUGACCACCUGUCAAAUCUCAUUUAAGUGAUUCCCGAGAAUUUUUAUUUUAAUAAUGCAGAGCAUUGUUGAAUAUUUUUCUGGCCAGGAAGGUCAUUCCUGUGGUUAUUGUAAAUCUAGCAAUACAUUUUAUUCUAAUGGAAUGUGGGCUCACACCUUAACUACAACAGACUACCAGAAUCUAAUUGAUCGAGGGUGGAGAAGAAGUGGGAAAUAUUGUUACAAACCAACUAUGAAUAUAACUUGCUGUCCUCUUUAUACAAUCAGAUGUGAAACUAAAAAGUUUACUCUUACAAAAUCUCAGAAAAAAGUUUUAAAAAAAGUUCACAGGUUUCUCGCUUAUGGAGAUCAAGGAAAGCGUUCUCAGUCACCUUCAUCUGAAAAUAGCGAACAACGAGAAAUGGAUGGAGUCGAAUUUUCACCAGAUAUCAGUGCUGAAAAUUUAAAACGGAUAGAAGAUAUUAAAUCAACAGACAUAGAAUACUCAGAAUUGGAAUCUGAUUCUAAUCUGAAAAGUGACGAAACAUCAUCUGCAGAUGUCCAAUUACCAAAAUCUAGUUUUUCUUCUUCGGGGUCUCCUUCAAUUGUUAAUAAAUGUAAUGAAAAUAGUAAUCGUCCUAAAUGUCAAAAAGCCAAGGUCUUACGACGUGAAAAGAAACUUCAGAAAUUGCUAAAAAAAGGAAUACAACCUGAUUUAGCUGCUGCAUCAGUUAAGAAAACACCAAACCAGCCAAAGAGUCUUGAAGAGUUCCUAUCAGAACCACAUAUCUCCGAUCCAGCUCAUAAACUAGAGCUUCGCUUGGUACCCUCAAGUUUAGAAAAUUCUCUCUUUUGUCAAACUUUUGAGGAGUCUUACAAUAUUUAUAAAAAAUAUCAGAUGGAAAUUCAUCGAGAUCCAGCUGAAAAGUGCUCAACCAAACAGUACACUCGUUUUUUGGUGAACAAUCCAUUUCAGGUAAAGUUUGUUUAUGUCAAUUCUAAGGAAUUCCUUGAAACUAAGAAAGAAUCUUACUCUCUUUAUGUAAAAUAUCAAAUGGCUAUACAUAACGAUACUGAAGAGGAGUGUGCCGUUGAGUCCUUUGAAAAUUUCCUCAUUGAAACACCUUUGGAGUCACUUGAUGAAAUUUCAUUGGUGGGACAAACUUAUGGCUCAUACCAUCAACAGUAUUGGCUUGAUGAUAAAUUAAUAGCCGUGGGAGUGCUGGACAUCUUACCUUACAGUGUUUCAUCUGUGUAUUUUUAUUAUGAUCCUGACUAUAGUUUCCUUUCCCUUGGAACAUAUUCUGCUUUAAGAGAAAUAUCAUUGACGCGUCAGCUGAAUGCACAAUAUAAUGAUCUGCAAUAUUAUUACAUGGGCUACUAUAUACAUUCUUGUAUUAAAAUGAGAUACAAGGGUCAGUAUGUUCCUUCUUAUUUAUUAUGUCCUGAAGCCUACACAUUUCACCCUAUAGAAAAGUGUAAACCAUUGUUAGAUAAAUCUAAAUUCUGUCGUCUAGAAGAAGACACUAAAAUUGAGGAUUGUGAUGGAAAAGUUGUUCUGAAAGAUGUUAUUAUAUUAUACAAAUCGAAAAAGAUGUUAUAUAGUUUAUAUCGCAUAGGAAAGUUGGGCGUCAAUGAAGACGAAGAAAUAGUACAGGAGUAUGCAAAAUUAGUUGGACAGAAAUGUUACAAAAGGAUGAUGUUGUAUAGAAGCUGAAUUAUUUUAAAAUGUGUUUUGUCAUGUUGUAACGUUAGAUGAAUGAUUUGUUUUGUAUGCAAAGCUAUAUACCCAGAUAACUUAAAAGUAUGAAGAAAGAAACGUUUAAUUUUGUUGUAAAAUAAAUAAGAUAUAUAUAUAUAUAAAGAAGAAAGAUAAAAGAAGAUAAUAUAAAGAAGAAACUUUCAGAAGCCAGAUGGCCAUUUAAAAUUUUAAACAGCAACGGAGCUACAAUGUUAAUAACCUUAAAGUUUGUAACAAGUUCCAUUAAAAA